Messenger RNA from Drosophila mauritiana, 630 nucleotides. Its product is annotated as glycine-rich protein 23. Bases 30 to 536 code for a protein of 168 amino acids. NCBI's taxonomy places the organism in Eukaryota, Metazoa, Arthropoda, Insecta, Diptera, Drosophilidae. The transcript has a single exon. The record is from RefSeq and is a predicted model, not a curated record.
UACCGAUUGUAUCCCAUUCGCUACUCGAGAUGAAACCCUUUGCCUGCAUCCUGGUGAUCCUUGCCGCCAUCCUGUCCGUCGGACAGGCCUCCCUGGGCGGACUCCUUGGCGGUGGCGGUGGAGGCGGCGGCUCCAUUGGCGGAGGUGCUGGCGGCAUCGGACAGCUGCUGCAGAGCAAGCUGGGCGGUCUCGGCGGAGGAUUGGGCGGCGGCCUGGGCGGUCUGAGCGGUGGUCUUGGCGGCAAGCUCGGCGGCGGUGGAGGCGGCGGCGGCGGCUACUCCGGUGGCUACUCCAACGGUGGUGGCUACUCCGGCGGCGGUGGAUACUCCGGCGGCGGUGGCUACUCUGGCGGAUAUGCUGCUCCCAGGCCCGUUGAGAAGGUGGUCAUCGUGAAGGUCAUUAACGAGGGCUACUCUGGCGGCUACUCCGGUGCUCAGUCUGGUGGCUACUCCGGCGCUCAGUCUGGUGGCUACUCUGGUGGCUACUCCGGCGGCUACUCCGGCGCUCAGUCCGGCGGCUGGAACAAAGGCUGGUAAAUGUGGAGCAAGCCAAUAUGAUCAACUAUAAAUAGUUCAAACUGCCAAACAGAAAGCCAAGCAGCUUAGCAUUUAAUAUUUUUUUUUAUAUUUU